AUGCGUCCAAUCAUCCCCUUCAUCGCUAUAGUCCAGAUCGCGGUAUUUGCCGCAUGGGUUCCUGCGCCACCCCUGCCUGCUUCGUUGCACACCAUCCGACACAAGCUCCACGAGAUCUCCAACAUCAAUCCCCACGGCGAUGAUGACACAACUGGAUCAUAUUCCUGGGGAGGAGACAAUAACAAUAGGCAAGCCAGUAUCCCAGAGAUGAACCAGCCAGUUGAGGACGGUCAAAACUAUGCCGACUGCGCGCCACAGCCCGAGGGACUUGGCCCGCGCCCGGAGCAAGUCAUCAGUAAAACCCAUCGAAAUUUCUUCAUUCUACUGACAUCGCUUAGAGGAGACACUCCUACCGCCUUUCGUUACUUUGAAGAAUUUUACCGGGCCUCGACCUCCGCACCGAACCCCAAAGGCUACGAAUUGGCUGUUCAGGGCUUGGAUGGCGCAAUGGAGAAUGACUUGGGCUUCCUUGGCAGCCAUCUUCUCGAGCAGUACGACACCGAAGAAUGUGCAAGAUUCUGCGACGACCUGCCCACCUGCGCCUCAUUCAACGUGUACUUCGAACGAGACCCCACCUAUGAGCCCAACACGACCGCCGGCUGCCCCAACCCGCCCUCGACCACAAAUAUCAUCUGCGUGCUUUGGAACUCUCGUCUCAACCCGGACGCAGCCAUCAAUUUCGGUGAGAUCCGCGAGGAGUUUCAGGUUGUAAUAACGGGGUCCAACCUUUACAACAAGAUCAAAGGGCCGCUAGAUCUUAGCGACAUGGGCUUCAGUGGGCCAUGGACAGACGUCGACAAUGAUGCAGCCUUCGAAGUCCCCGACGAGCCGACGGGCGACUACAGUACUCUUUUGAGGCAGCUGCCAAUGUACUACCGCUCCUACGAUGACGCCGCCACCCUUGACCAAUACGAUCCUACCCUCUGCGCCUAUCUUUGUUCAAACAUCACAAAUGAAGCAACACCUUCUUUCCCAUUCACCAACAACGCCUUCCCCGUCUGCAGCAUGUUUGUCGCGUACGAACUAAGAUACAAAUCUCCUAUAGCUAUGGUGUGCGAGUUAUACUCGUCUGUUUGGAGCAGUCGUUACCAGACUCUACGGGAAGUGAUCGCCUUCAGUGGCGAGGGUGAUGAAACAAUCACCCUGCAACCCACAAAGAUAUCGGUAUACCAACGAAACGACUACCAAUACCCACCCAUAUGCGCGAUGGACGACCAUUGCGGUACAGAUUACUAUGCUGGUGGCGACUGCUCUGGAUGGGGCCAAGGUUACUGUUAG
Diaporthe amygdali is the source of this 1278-nucleotide messenger RNA. RefSeq lists its product as uncharacterized. The record is from RefSeq and is a predicted model, not a curated record. The transcript has a single exon. Bases 1 to 1278 code for a protein of 425 amino acids. NCBI's taxonomy places the organism in Eukaryota, Fungi, Ascomycota, Sordariomycetes, Diaporthales, Diaporthaceae.